This is a messenger RNA of Juglans microcarpa x Juglans regia, 855 nucleotides long. RefSeq lists its product as uncharacterized. The transcript has 3 exons. The record is from RefSeq and is a predicted model, not a curated record. Gene Ontology annotation, cellular component: MICOS complex; mitochondrial inner membrane; mitochondrion. Bases 255 to 551 code for a protein of 98 amino acids. NCBI's taxonomy places the organism in Eukaryota, Viridiplantae, Streptophyta, Magnoliopsida, Fagales, Juglandaceae.
AUUUGGAUUCAGAAAAUCCAGGAAGGAACCAAUGUUACGCGAGGUAGGUUUCAUUUCUCAUCAAAUUAAAUAAUAAUUUGGCGAACGAAUCCGCAGAGGCAAAGGGAAAAGCCCUCGCUGAGAACCAAACCGGAAGGAAGGCCUCACAUUUUUACGAAGGCCUAAAUUGCAAUUCAAUCGAAAAUUCCAAAAUCAUUCGGUAGUCGGGAUUUCAGAGCCAUCAAUUUAAUCGAGAAACCAAGAAGAAGACUGGAAUGGCUGAGAAGAAAGAGAUCUUGCCUCCCAAAUUCGACUUGGAUGCCAAAUGGGACGCCUGUCUCGAUCUGACCCUUCGCCGCUUCGUCUACUCCUCCUUGGCCGGCGCCUUCGGUGGCCUUCUCCUCUUCAGGACUCCUGUUACUCGCUGGGCAUCUGUAGCUUUUGGUGCUGGAGUAGGCAUUGGAUCUGCAUACACGGACUGUUCUCGUUUAUUUGAUGGCACUCCGCCAAAGUUGAUAGCUUCUAAGAGCACAGAGACUCCUGUUUUUCAGGAAGCUGGGAAUGAGAACUGAUUCACUUGAAGCGAAGGUACUCCCAAUUUGGCUGGGAAAAUCAGAACUUGAUGGAUAUUGCUUUGUGGUUUUUGAACAACAUCGUUCUUGACGGAGAAACGUAAUCCGGUGGUAGUUGGGAUCCUGGCUUGUUUUGUUGUGUUGUGUAAUCCUAUUUUAUGGGGGAUGGAGAUUUGGAGUUUUGUUUUGGAGAAGAAUAGGAAAAAGGAACUUGUAUUUUCACCCAUGUGAUGUGAGAACUUUCGGUUUUCACUUCUUUAUAAUUAAUCUGGGUACUGAAAUCAUGAAUUGAGUCGCGUCUUAA